This is a messenger RNA of Rhagoletis zephyria (snowberry fruit fly), 1524 nucleotides long. RefSeq names its product mucin-5AC-like. NCBI's taxonomy places the organism in Eukaryota, Metazoa, Arthropoda, Insecta, Diptera, Tephritidae. The record is from RefSeq and is a predicted model, not a curated record.
AUGGUACGCGAUUGGGUGCUCCAACAGCAACAUAUCCCAUUGAUAGCAACCGCCGGCUACAUUGAAGUAGUUAAGGGUAUAAGUGCUGAGGUAAAGUGGACAAAACAACCGCAGGCUACGAAGUCCGGGGUGUCGAAACUGCGGCACAUACAAACACUUAUAUGCAAAUGUCUACAUGUUGCGCACGGAAUCACCCCAGAUGAAAGGCUUGAGCCCUACUUACUAUUGGAAAAUUCAUCUAGAACGGUUCCUCAUAACUUGCGACGUAGUUCAUUAGAGCUGCAAUACGCUUUAAACUUUGUACAGUGCCAGUCUGCAUACCGCCCGGCGGCAACCACUACGCCGCGUCAGCAACGACAACCGCAUUUCAAACGCGUUAGCAACGACAACCGCAUUUCAGCGGUAACAACGCGCGACACCACAACCGCUAUAACAGCGGAGCAAACACGGCGCAACCACAACCGCCAUCGCAGCGGCUUUGCAACACCCGUACAACACAACUCGCAGUACAACCACAACCGCAUAUCAGCGGAAACAACGUGCGGCAACCACUACGUUGCGUCAGCAACGACUACCACCACAAUAGCGGUUGCAACCACCAGCGCAACCACAAACGCCAUCGCAGCGGCUUUGCAACACCCGUACAACACAACUCGCAGUACAACCACAACCGCAUAUCAGGACACCCGGACAAGAACCGCCACCGCCUCAGCAGUNCAGUACAACCACAACCGCAUAUCAGCGGAAACAACGUGCGGCAACCACUACGUUGCGUCAGCAACGACUACCACCACAAUAGCGGUUGCAACCACCAGCGCAACCACAAACGCCAUCGCAGCGGCUUUGCAACACCCGUACAACACAACUCGCAGUACAACCACAACCGCAUAUCAGGACACCCGGACAAGAACCGCCACCGCCUCAGCAGUGAUGGAACAGCAGCUUAGGCAAACACGCAGUGCUUCAGUUAGAGGUAGCGGCACAAAGUCAAGAGGGGCCGGGAGGAAUACCAGUCCCGCUAUGCCAGCAACUAAUCCUCUGGUGAUUCCGAUGAACAAUUCCGCUCCGGGACUUAAAGUUGAUAGCCGUAAAAGUUCAAAUUUACUUGACACCUCACCACCUGGGACUUCGGUCCCGAAUGUUUCCGCUACCUCCAUGACUAUGCUUUCGGGAAGACAGGAAAAUGAUAGGUCUUUGCCUGGGAAUACCGGCUUUAGUGAAGGUAUUGCAGAAGAUAGAAGUAGACGUUCUAAUGGCGGAGCGCCCGGUGGAGAUUCGUGGGUAGGAGUGCUUCAUCAGGUCUUACGUACUUCGCAAGAAGAAAUGAGAGCUGAAAUGAGAACAAUGCGGGAAAAUAUGAACGCAUUAAGUGCAGUGGUAACUGCAUCUCAAACUGCACCCAAAGGCCCUAGGGACUUUGCUUCUAUCGGACGCAAUCCGACACAAGCCACUUUGAAUAGUCGACUAAAUUUUACCACCAACAUUGUUAUUAAGCCACAGGAUUGGAAGGUAUCCUCAAACUAG